Molecule: messenger RNA, 2009 nt
Organism: Gekko japonicus
Lineage: Eukaryota; Metazoa; Chordata; Lepidosauria; Squamata; Gekkonidae
Product: YTH domain-containing protein 2
Exons: 6
Coding region: 45-926 (293 amino acids)
Biological process (GO): regulation of alternative mRNA splicing, via spliceosome; mRNA splicing, via spliceosome
Cellular component (GO): nucleoplasm
Molecular function (GO): mRNA binding; N6-methyladenosine-containing RNA reader activity
Source: RefSeq, a predicted model, not a curated record
UCUUGCAACUAAGACAAAAGUGGCAUAGUUUAUUUCUACGGCGUAUGAGAGCGCCUUCAAAGCCCUGGUCUCAAGUUGACGAGGCAACUAUACGAGCCAUCAUCGCAGUCUUAAGUACUGAAGAACAGUCUGCGGGUUUACAGCAACCUUCAGGAAUUGGGCAGAGACCAAGACCUAUGUCAUCUGAAGAACUUCCUGUAGCAUCUUCAUGGAGAUCAAACACUAGCAGAAAAAGCUCAGCAGAAGCAGAAUUUGCAGAUGACUCUUUUAAUGCUGAAAGAGUUCUAAUGAAAUCUGCAUCUCCUGCAUUUCAACAACCACUGAAAUACAAAGAAAGAAGUGUUCUGCACUCCAAACGUAGUACGGAUGACAGGUCAGACCAGUCAUCUGUGAAAUCCACAGACAGUAACAGCUACCCUAGCCCUUGUGCCAGCCCUUCUCCUCCGUCAUCGGGGAAGGGUUCCAAGCCUCCUUCUCCAAGACCAAAUAUGCCAGUUCGGUACUUUAUUAUGAAAAGCAGCAACUUAAGAAACCUUGAGAUUUCACAACAAAAAGGGAUUUGGUCUACAACUCCAAGUAACGAACGGAAACUGAAUCGCGCCUUUUGGGAAAGCAGUGUUGUUUACUUGAUAUUUUCUGUUCAGGGAUCAGGACACUUUCAGGGUUUUGCUCGAAUGUCUUCAGAGAUAGGACGUGAGAAAAGUCAGGACUGGGGAUCUACUGGUUUAGGAGGAGUAUUUAAGGUGGAAUGGAUCCGAAAGGAGAGUCUUCCCUUUCAGUUUGCACAUCAUUUGCUCAACCCUUGGAAUGACAACAAGAAGGUACAAAUAAGCCGAGAUGGCCAGGAACUGGAACCUCAGGUUGGUGAACAGUUGCUACAGCUAUGGGACCGUAUUCCUUUGGGGGAGAGAAACACAGCUGAUUGAACAUACAGCGAUAGAUCUGAGGUGCUGCUCAUGUGAAACAUGCAACCUGCUAAAAUCACCAGUGCACUACAAGAGAGAAAUGUAACUAAAUGGAUUCUGGGAUUCAGUGGCAUUCUUCCAGUACAGGCUGCAUUUGAUGCUGUGUGCUUGUUUGAAGGAAAACUUGCAGCCUGCUUUUAUUUUCAGUGAGAUGUUUGUUCUUAAUGCUUCAUAUGAUGUUUCAGAUAUUAAAUGGAGGACACCGAAGCAGACUGAAAGUAUUAGUGAACUUUGAAUAGCGGUGUAACUAUUUAAUAUUCCAGAAGAAGGAACUGGGAUUAGUAACAAUAAGUAGUCUGAAUUAGAACCUGUUCAGACUAUAAAAGACAUGCAGUUUUUUCAGGACUGCUUCUGCUACUAGAAUAAAACAAUGAGUGAAACAUUACAGUGGACGGAGCCGCUUCCCCUCAGAUUAAAUCCAGUUAAAAUUGUCACAUGAUGAGUGUGCCUUCUGUCAGAAAGCUGAGCUCAAGAUGUUUAGUUUUAACCAUAUUCUUUGUCAUUAUGUACUCUUAGAAAUGGGCAUCAACUUCUAAUACUGACUUAGUAAUAAGUGAACUCUGUAACAUUGAAAGAAUGGGCAUUUUUAUGCAACCAUUUGGCAUAGCCCUCACCAUACUCUGCCUCCAGAACGGACACUGGUGUUCCCUCUGCCACUUUUUGAGUAUGUUGUUUUUCUUUACCAUUUCCCUAUUUCUUCUGACUUCAUUUUUUACAAAUUUUGUCCUUUGCACUUUCUGCAUAUUUUUGAUUUCGUGAUGUCUUGUCCUUUAUUCGUUCUGACAUUUUAUAUGUUUUCUAGAAGUGUGGUCUAAAUUGCUGUUCACCAAGAAGAAAGGAGAAAUGCCACAUUGAACUUGAAAUAGAAGGGACUGUCUCUGUGUAUGUUUUUUUCCUACUGCACUCUGAGUAGGAGGGAUUGUUUCAGAGGUACAGACAUAAUCAUUGGCAGUCUUCAAAGCUAGUAAUAUAAAGAUGCCAGCUCUUUCCUGUAAACUGCUCAGUGAGAGGAGAAACCAUUAUAAAUGGUCUUAGUAGGAGCAA